AUGGCAUCGAAAAGGGUAUCUCGUGAGGAGGGUCAGGGUAAUGAUGAGAGGGAUCUUCGAGUUUCUGGUAAGCGGAGACGUGGCGAGCCAGAACAAGCAGAGACCCCACACCUUUCGUCUCUUGCCUCUGCCAGUAGUAAUGUGACAAAUGAAAUCGCAUUGUACUUGGAACCUGUACUUCGAAAAGUGCUGCAAGAUGUGCUUCCACCUAUGCUCCAGCGUCACCUAUCCCCAUGUUGCGGAUCUGGUGGUGGAAGAGUUUUGCAAUUGUGCUUCAUGAAUAAAUUGCCUCCAACAAUUUUCACACAGUUCAAAAUCACAGCUGAGGGAGGAUCUUCACUUCAAAUCGAGCUGCGUGAUGCUAAGUCUCAGCAACGCAUAGUCAGGGAAGAAUGUUACCCCAUGAAGAUCCGGAUCUGUGUCUUAAAUGGUGACUUUGGAUCCAAUGAGAAUGAGGAUUGGAUUGCAGAGGAAUUUAAUGCCCAAACUUUAAGUCCAAGAGAGGGAAAAGGACCGUUACUGAUUGGGGAUACGGUUAUUACACUAGAAAAUGGAGUUGGUUACAUCACAGAGAAGAUUGUGUUUACUGAUAAUUCGUGCUGGACAAGAAGCAAAUCGUUCCGGUUAGGAGUUAAAAUAGUGCAAUCUAAUUCCAUUGAAGCGGACAUUAGGGAAGGUAGAAGUGAACCUUUUAAGGUCUUGGAUAACCGAGGUGUGGCAUACAAGAAACACGACCGUCCUUCAUUGAAUGAUGAGGUGUGGCGUCUGAAAAGGAUAGCUAAAGGUGGUAAACUUCACAAGCAAUUGUCCUUGAUUGGAAUAAAAACUGUCAAGGAUCUUUUGCGGUUGUACAUAACCAACCAAGCUUCAUUACUAGAGAAAAUCGGCAAAGUUGCAGCUAGGUCAUGGGAUACAAUUAUUGAACAUGCUCAAGGUUGUGAUGUAAACAAUGAUGAGCGCUACAUCUAUCCCGCAGCAGAACACUUAACAUUCCUUGUCUUCAAUUGCAUCUAUGAAGUUGUGGAGGUGGCUCUUAAUGGCCAAAAUUUCCGUUCUCUACAAUCUCUGAAUUUUGAAGAGAAGCUUUUGGUGGAAAGAGUUAAGCAGCAAGCUUACAAAAAUUUGAAGGAUCUGGUGCCACUUGAGACUACAACACAAGACUUGAUGAAGACAUUGACAGGUGUACAAGCUGCACAAUAUGGUGAUCCAGGUCAAGGUCCGCGACAGUUCGACUUCCCAAUUGCUCAGCAAGGCCAACCAGAAACGUGGCCAUACUUGUGUCAAGCAUCAACCUCAACAUCAAUUAUUGAUGAAGCCGCACGGAUUGACCAGGAAGGUUCAGCAGAGGGACAGUUUAUCUCUGUUGAUGAUGGAAACGGAUGGCUCGGUAAUGUAUCACAGAUUGAUGAAUUUGCAAGUUUCUUUCCUCCCAUUAACCAACUGGUGCAAGCAAAUCCUUUCCCCUAUACAUAUGAUGAUGGAGCAGAAUGUAGCAAUCGUUCCUCUUUACCCAACUCUGCUGUGUAUGUAUCAAGCAAAGGGAAACGCAAGACAGUUUGGCAUAAGAUUCGAACAGCUCUCAAAUGGGUCAUAAUGCAUGUAGCUAAAAGGAAGGCAAAAUCUUUUCAUCGUCAGUAA
Molecule: messenger RNA, 1638 nt
Organism: Gastrolobium bilobum
Lineage: Eukaryota; Viridiplantae; Streptophyta; Magnoliopsida; Fabales; Fabaceae
Product: calmodulin-binding protein 60 B-like
Exons: 8
Coding region: 1-1638 (545 amino acids)
Biological process (GO): regulation of salicylic acid biosynthetic process
Cellular component (GO): nucleus
Molecular function (GO): sequence-specific DNA binding; DNA-binding transcription factor activity; calmodulin binding
Source: RefSeq, a predicted model, not a curated record